Molecule: messenger RNA, 2310 nt
Organism: Jaculus jaculus (lesser Egyptian jerboa)
Lineage: Eukaryota; Metazoa; Chordata; Mammalia; Rodentia; Dipodidae
Gene: Kif12
Product: kinesin family member 12
Exons: 19
Coding region: 115-2085 (656 amino acids)
Biological process (GO): microtubule-based movement
Molecular function (GO): microtubule motor activity; ATP binding; microtubule binding
Source: RefSeq, a predicted model, not a curated record
GGGGGGGUGAGAGUGUGUGAGGUGUGUGCAGCCAGUCCUGCUGUGGCCCAGGCAGGGUAAUAAUUGGAAGGAAAGGAACUCAGGGCGCAGCCAACGCGGUGUGUAGGGCAGAACAUGGAGGAACGUGGGUCUCCCGACGGGGACCACGCGCGGAGCCUGGAACAGGGGACAGAGGGGCCGGAAACGCCGAUCCAAGUGGUGCUCAGGGUUCGUCCUAUGAGCGCAGCCGAACUACGUCGAGGGGAGCAGAGCGUUCUGCACUGCUCUGGGACUCGGACGCUGCAGGUGAGUCCACCAGGCGGGGGCCCAGACGUAGCGUUCCGCUUCGGCGCCGUGCUGGACGGGGCGCGCACGCAGGAGGACGUGUUCCGGGCGUGCGGCGUGCGCCGCCUGGGCGAGCUGGCACUGCGCGGCUUCUCCUGCACGGUCUUCACCUUUGGCCAGACGGGCUCCGGGAAGACCUUCACCCUGACUGGACCUCCUCCCCAGGGAGAGGGAGUGCCUGUGCCCCCCAGUCUGGUUGGCAUCAUGCAGAGGACCUUUGCCUGGCUGUUAGAGCGCGUGCAGCAUCUGGCCACCCCUGUCACCCUCCGCGCCUCCUACCUGGAGAUCUACAAUGAGCAGGUUCAUGACUUGCUGAGCCUGGGGUCUCCCGGGCCGUUGCCGGUUCGCUGGAACAAAGCUCGUGGCUUCUACGUGGAACGGCUGCGGGUGGUGGAGUUUGGCACCCUGGAGGCCCUGAUGGAGCUCCUGCAGAAGGGUCUUAGCCGUCGUCGCAGUUCUUCCCACAGCCUGAACCAGGCCUCCAGCCGAAGCCAUGCCCUACUCACCCUGUACAUCAGCCACCCAACUCCCCAACAGAUACCUCCCGCAGACCCUGGGGACCUCCCUGUUGGGGGGAAGCUGUGCUUUGUAGACCUGGCAGGCAGUGAGAAGGUGGCGGCCACAGGAUCCCGUGGGCAGCUGAUGCUUGAAGCCAACAGUAUCAACCGCAGCCUCUUGGCACUGGGUCAUUGCAUCUCUGUGCUGCUGGACCCACAGCGGAAGCAGAGCCACAUACCCUUCCGGGACAGCAAACUCACCAAGUUGCUGGCAGACUCACUAGGGGGACAUGGGAUCACCCUCAUGGUGGCCUGCGUGUCCCCCUCAGCCCAGUGCCUUCCCGAGACUCUCAGCACCCUGCGAUAUGCAAGCCGAGCUCAGCGGGUCACCACCCGGCCACAGGGUGCCAAGGGCGGCCCUGGACAGUCCCCCCGGCAGUCCCCUGGGGCAAAGCAGCACCUGCAAGUGGAGGCUGAGCUGCUGCAGCUACGGGAGGAGAAUCGUCGCCUGCAGUUCCAGCUGGACCAAAUGGACACCAAAGCUCCGAGCCUCCGUGGGGCCCGUGGGGCCUGGGCCCAGCGAAACCUCUAUGGGAUGUUGCAGGAGUUCAUGCUGGAGAACGAGGGGCUCAGGAAGGAAAUGAAGCAGCUGCAGAUCAGCAGGGACCUUGCCCGGGCUGAGCAGCGUGUCCUAGCCCAACAAGUCCAAGAGCUGGAGAGACGCCUCCUGUCUGCACGCUCCUUUCUCCAGUCCAGCUCUGGCCCAGGAUGCCCCUGCUCAGUGGUGCCAGCUCUCCCCUGCUGGGCACUGCCACCCCUCUGCUCCUGUUUCCAGUUCUGUCCUCUGUGUCGAGUGCCUCUGUCCCACUGGGCCUGCCCACGGCGGGAGUGCCACCUACCACAGGUGCCAGAGUCCGAGGUUCCAGGUGGCUCAUGCCUGUCUAUGCGGCCCCCACCCUGGGCCCCUCCAUGCAGCCCUGGCUCUGCCAAGUGCCAACAAGAGAGGAGCCACAGCAACUGGGCCCAGACUCGAGUCCUGGCCGAGAUGCUGACAGGGGAGGAGGUGGUACCCUCUGCACCGCCCCUGCCCACAGCAUUCCCCAACACACCACCGAUGCCAAGAGGAGAAACCAAGCUCCCAAGCCUGGCUCAGAGGCUGGAGGCUCUCACACACCAGAUUGGCAGUUCUCUGCGCCGCCACCAGAGUCAGCCGCCUCCCAGUGAGGGCAUACGAAGCCCUGGCCAAGGCCUCCCUCCAUGCUGAAGGCAGAGUGGAACCUGGAGACAGUGUGUGCCCCAAGCUGGUGCUGCUCCUGGACCUGGGUCUCCCCACCUGUGAAUGGGGACAGCAGCACUGCGGGCAGAGGGUUGGAAGCCCAUGCGAGGGAACAGAGCGAGGGCGCUUCCCCAGACCUCUAACGUGAGGCCAGGUUCAGGAGACAUGGACGACAGGCAACGAAACCUGUGAAUAAAGAGGUGGCAGCUCCAA